Messenger RNA from Cicer arietinum (chickpea), 3414 nucleotides. RefSeq names its product BTB/POZ domain-containing protein FBL11. Gene Ontology annotation, cellular component: SCF ubiquitin ligase complex. The record is from RefSeq and is a predicted model, not a curated record. Lineage: Eukaryota; Viridiplantae; Streptophyta; Magnoliopsida; Fabales; Fabaceae. Gene Ontology annotation, biological process: SCF-dependent proteasomal ubiquitin-dependent protein catabolic process. Gene Ontology annotation, molecular function: protein binding.
UGCUUAAUCAAAAGCGAGAAAUGAAAUGAAAUCUGAAUUUGGAGAAGAAAACUGUAGUGACGAUGGAAGGGUCAGAUGAAGAUGAAGAUGAAGUUAUCCUCGUUUGUACUAACCCUCACAAUCCAAUUGAAUCAACGGAUACCAUAAACCAACACAUUCUCCUCUCAACCACUCAUAUCCUCGCUUCCGAUUUAACACCAUUUCUCACUUCCCACACUAUCAAAGUUCACGCACAUCGCAAUAGGCUCAUUGAACAAUCUUUGUAUUUCCGAGGCCUCCUCGGUGGAAGCUUCAGUGAAUCAUGCUUGGGCUCUGUCAAUAUCGACUGGAAUCUGCCUGUGUUUAUGCAAAUUCUUAAGCAUAUGUGUGGCUGCCCAUUGGAUAUUACCACUGAAAAUGUUCUUCCUCUUUAUGAGGGUGCACUUUAUUUUGGAGUGGAGACACUUCUCUUAAAGUGUGAGACUUGGUUUUCUGAGGUAUUCUCACCCGAAGGAUUUCAAUUAACACAAAUACAGAUGGAUGAUUUGAUCCAGAUAUGGAAAUUUGGCUUGGAUCAUGCAAGUGAUUUGAUUCUUCACUUAUGUAUCAGCUACCUAGCAAGAAAUUUUAUGUGGGCAAAGAAGAACAAUGUUUUUGGAAAAAUUCCAUAUAACUUGUUGUUAUCUUCAGUAAAGCACCCUCUUUUGACUGUUGACAGCGAGAUGCAUCUUUCUGAUGCACUUCUUCUUUGGCUUGAAAGUAACAUGGAAAAUUUGGAGAAGCGGAGCGAAGCAGAAAACAACUACAAUGAAAUUUUAAAACAAAUUCGUGUGGGCCUUUUGCCUUUGUGGUUUGCUGCAGGAAAAAGAAACUCUUUUUAUUUUAGGCAACUGGCUGAGGAAAGCCUUGAUUCAAUUUUCAGAGCACUGAAUAUCCUACCAAUAGGUUCAGUAGAUAUUUCCGGGUACAGUGACUUGCAACAUCUCAGGAUUCGACUUACAGAACAUUCAAAGAAAAUGGACCUUUCCAAUUGUCCACAAAUAACAUCUGCAAUUCUGCUUUUGUCACUCACACCUGCAUCGUAUCCAACGGAUCCCGUGCGAAAGGAGAUUAUAGAACAGUUCUUUAUUAGUUCUGGACAUCCUAUAAGAGAUAAAUAUGAAUUGCCACAAAAAUUGUUAGAAACCUUUAUCUUUGAAGCAGUUCAGGAGGUGGAUAUCUCGAAGUGUCGAAGACUGUUUAUUGAACAUGCUGUUGAUUGUCUCAGCCAGUCCUUUCCUUCUUUACGAAUAUUAAAAGCAGCUUUUCUUUUGAAUAUCAGGACAACCGGUUUCUUUCAGUUAUUGGAGAAGUGCUCUUUGGUCGGCGAAAUUGACUUGACUGUUGAUGUUACUCCACUAAUUCCAGCAUCAGUUACAGUUUUAUCCUCUAAUCCUGCUAUGAUACCACCGGAACUAGAGAAGACCUCAAGUCUUAAAUAUCAAGCCGUGCAAACCAUGCCAUUUCAUUUUCAUGAACCUAAACCUCUAAUUUCUAAUGUUACAAAACUAACAUUGGAAGGAAGAACUGAUGUCAGUGAUUUGAGUCUCCAGUAUAUCUCCAAAUACUUUGUUUUGUUGUGUCACCUGAAUAUUAAAGGAUGCAUUUCUGUCACUGAUAUUGGCAUAUCAGAUCUCAUACGCAGAUGUAAAAAACUUAAUUCGAUUGUGGUCUGUGAUACUUCAUUUGGGAUAAAUUCAGUUCAAGCUCUUUGCUCAGCUACUUCUGAUGGUGGCAACUUUCCCUGUAUGCAUUCUAGUGAAAAGCAUUUAAAUUCUGUGGUGUCUAAUCUUCAAGCUCUGCAUAUGGGUGGCUGCAUAGGUAUUUGUGAGUUGUCUCUACAAGAACUUAUGUCUCAAACACAUGUUUUGAAGAGUCUAUGCCUGAGAGGGACUUACCUGGUUGACCAGGCACUAUAUAAUUUCAAAGGUUCUUCCUUGGAGAUGCUGGAUGUGUCAAACACCAAGAUUUCUGAAGCUGCAUUAAGUUAUGUUAUUCACGGAAAUCCAAGUUUGAAGAGUCUGAAAGCAAGAGGUUGUAAAAAUUUGUUAAAAAGAGAUAGUUCUAUUGAAAAGAGAGAAUCUAGAUUUUCCUCCCUGCAUGAAGAACUACAUGCUGAGUUAGGAAAGAAGUGUAGAUUGGAAGAAAUUGAAUUUGGUUGGGGUUUUUCUUCCUUCUCUCUAAGGGCUUUGGAACCUGCAGUGAUGUCAUUAAAGACCAUCAACAUAGGUUUAGGUGGAAUGUUAGGUGAAGAUGCAUUGAGACAAUUACCAGCAAUUUGUCCCCUGCUAGAAACAAUAAUCCUUCAUUUUCAGGUAAUAUCUGAUAUCAUUGUGACAAAAUUAACUACAUCCUUGAUGAACUUACAAGUAUUAGCUCUGUGCUAUUGUUUUGGCGAUAUAUCCAUGUCUAGCUUCAAAUUCCCCAUGCAAAAUCUAAGAAAGUUGAGGCUUGAAAGAGUAACCCCAUGGAUGACCAAUGAAGAUUUGAUUAUUUUAACUCAGAACUGCAGAAAUUUAGUUGAGCUUUCAUUGCUCGGGUGUCCUCUUCUUAACUCAGAUUCUCAACAGAUAAUUUCACAUGCAUGGCCAGGCUUGGUCUCUAUACAUCUAGAGGACUGUGGAAAAGUAACAGCAAAUGGGGUCUCUGCUCUUCUUGACUGCAGAGCUCUUGAAGACCUUCUGUUGCGUCAUAAUGGCCCUGGGCUACAAAGAAACUUCAUUUUUCAUGCUGCUUCAAAGAUGCCAUUGCUUCGAAAAUUGUCACUGGAUAUAUGUGAUGCAAGUGAAGGUGAUUUUGACAUUCCAAAUUAUGAAGACAGAUACUUUUUGAGUACCUUGAAGAUAGCAAGAUGCAAAUCUCAAAGAUGUGCAUUUAAUCUCCCAGUCCCUCCACCAGGGAGUCGUAGACGAUCCGUGCACCUAGAAACACUGGUGCUUGUGUGGAACAGCAAAAAUCUCACCAGAACAGUGGUGAAGGAAAGGCUUUAGUGGAUGCUUAUGUGACCAUUAUUUAACCCAAGCUGAAGAACAUAAUGUUUGGUAUCACGGUGGAAUGGUACUGCAUCACACAUUCAGUUGAAGUGACAAUUUGAAGGUUCUCAAAUUAAGAUGUCUCAGAACACAAAAAUGGGAAACGCGACAUAUGCAAGCAAACAUUGGCGAAUUAGUUUGUCUAGUCGCAUUGCUUUAUUAAGAGAGAGAUGGACACAAUUUUAACAUACAAUAUCGAUCAUUUGAAAUAUUAACAUAAGAUAAUCCCUUAUUUAGAUUUAAGAUGGUAUUAUUGCUUCUGUGAAAAAUGACAUUUCCAACUUCAGAGAAAAGUCACGUUUAAAAGGCUUAACCAUAAGCUUCUGAAUAGCUAUUUUGAACACAAUACAAGCUAAUUCAAACA